AUGACUUACCGCAUCCUGGUCGGAUCGUAUACCUCGGAUGUGACGACGGUAGAAUUCGAUCCGGAUGCGCGUACCUUGCGUGUAACGUCUGCGCUUACCGUCGGGCACCAGCCCUCUUGGCUCACCCGUCACCCAUCGGACCCGACGCUCGUCUAUACAGCGCUCGAGCAAGCUGAGGGAAAGAUACUAGCCUUCAAGAUUAGCCCCGAAGGAGUGGUUUCCGUGCUUGGCGAGGCAGAGAGCGGCGGAAGUGAUCCCGCCACCCUAGAAGCCCUGGAUGAGGAACUCGUAGUAGGAAACUACUCGAGCGGAAACGUGACGGUCAUCCCCAUUCCGACUUCUUCAUCCCUUCAUCCCAAACCGACUGCUGUCCACACGCUUCCUUUCCCCAAACCCGGACCGAACGUCGACCGGCAAUUGUCAUCACAUCCUCAUCAGAUUGCUCCAGUCCUGAGUCGGAAUAUGAUACUGGUGCCAGACCUCGGUGCCGACAAAACGUGGAUCUUCGAGAAGCGCGGUGCUGAGUGGCACCGAACAGGCAGUCUGUCAUAUACCCCAGGCGACGGACCGAGACAUCUUGUCUACCAUGACAAUGUGGUAUAUACCCUAUGCGAGCUCACAAGCACAGUGUCGACGCACCGGUUAGACACUGUCAAGGAGGACAUUCCACCACUUUACCACGCUUCCACGAUGUUCACACCACCUUCACCACUCGGCGACAUGCUCGCCGCAGAGAUCCUGCUGUACCCAUCACCCCCCGCUUCUCCUUCGGCUUCCUAUAAGCCGCGCUUUCUGCACAUAUCCAAUCGCAACUUCCCGGGCGAAGUGGGUGAUCCACUGGCCAUAUUCUCCCUCGACGACCCGCUAGAGCCCAAGCUGGUACGCGAAACGGCGAGCGAGCUUUCCCACGUGCGCUCGAUGGUUGUCUCUCCAGAUGGGCAGUAUCUAGUGGCAGGUGGUGUCCAUGGGGGAGGGGUCAAAGUCUAUGCUGUACGUGAGGAAGGUGGCGCGCUGGAGCAAGUCGCGCAUUGUGAAUUGGAGGGGCCCACGCACUUCCUCUGGCUGUAG
This is a messenger RNA of Peniophora sp. CBMAI 1063, 1068 nucleotides long. The record is from the annotation of a GenBank genome assembly. Lineage: Eukaryota; Fungi; Basidiomycota; Agaricomycetes; Russulales; Peniophoraceae.